This is a messenger RNA of Crotalus tigris (Tiger rattlesnake), 919 nucleotides long. It is a transcript of the gene TRAPPC4, whose product is annotated as trafficking protein particle complex 4. Gene Ontology annotation, cellular component: TRAPP complex. The coding region runs from base 44 to 727 and encodes 227 amino acids. Lineage: Eukaryota; Metazoa; Chordata; Lepidosauria; Squamata; Viperidae. The record is from RefSeq and is a predicted model, not a curated record. Gene Ontology annotation, biological process: endoplasmic reticulum to Golgi vesicle-mediated transport. The transcript has 5 exons.
GCCCCGGACGAGGUGUGGCGCCCCAACGCCUACGGGUGCCGCGAUGGCCAUCUUCAGCGUCUUCGUGGUGAACAAGGCCGGCGGGCUCGUCUACCAGCUGGACCACUACGCUCCGCGAGCCGAGGCCGAGAAGAUCUUCAGCUUCCCGCUGGACCUGGUGCUGCGCGCGCACGACGAGCGCGUACUCGUGGCUUUCGGGCAGCGCGACGGCAUCCGCGUGGGCCACGCCGUGCUGGCCAUCAACGGCGCCGACGUGAACGGGCGCCUGACCGCCGACGGGAAGGACGUGCAGGAGUUCCUGGGCAACCCGGCCAACUACCCGGUGGCGAUCCGCUUCGGCCGUCCGCGGCUCUCCUCCAACGAGAAGCUGAUGCUGGCCUCCAUGUUCCACUCGCUCUUCGCCAUCGGGUCGCAGCUCUCCCCUGAGCAGGGCAGCUCCGGCAUCGAGGUGCUGGAGACGGACACCUUCAAGCUGCACUGCUUCCAGACGCUGACAGGCGCUCCCCUUCUCUCCGCAGGGAUCAAGUUCGUGGUGCUGGCUGACCCGCGGCAGGCCGGCAUCGAGGCUCUUCUUCGCAAGAUCUACGAGAUCUACUCGGACUUCGCCCUGAAAAACCCCUUCUAUUCCCUGGAGAUGCCAAUCAGAUGUGAGCUCUUUGAUCAGAACUUGAAGCUUGCACUGGAGACAGCAGAGAAGGCGGCAGGCCCCUUUGUCCCCGGGUUAUAGGGCCAGGUUCUCCCGCUUCUGUUGGGACCGGAAAGGCUUCCCUGCUACCUCGGUCAGCCCUCGACCCCAUCCUUGUUUGGACAGCCUCUGCUGCCGGGAGCUGGAAGGAAACCUUGUUGGCUGCAUGUACACAGUUAAUGUAUGCUCUGCACUUUGUUUAUUGCAUGCGGAAAUAAAAUUUAUUUAAAGAAA